This is a messenger RNA of Olea europaea var. sylvestris, 1290 nucleotides long. RefSeq lists its product as uncharacterized. NCBI's taxonomy places the organism in Eukaryota, Viridiplantae, Streptophyta, Magnoliopsida, Lamiales, Oleaceae. The transcript has 11 exons. Gene Ontology annotation, biological process: telomere maintenance; DNA repair. Bases 1 to 1290 code for a protein of 429 amino acids. Gene Ontology annotation, molecular function: DNA helicase activity. The record is from RefSeq and is a predicted model, not a curated record.
AUGAAAAAAAUAACAUCGGGAUUAAGUGCUACCUUUUUCAUUGAUGGUCCAGGCGGCACAGGUAAAACCUUUUCAUAUAAAGCAUUACUAACUGUUGUAAGGUCUCAAAAUUCUAUUUCUUUGGCAAUUGCAUCUUCUGGGGUAUCAGCAUCUCUUUUACCUAGAGGUCGAACUGCUCAUUCAAGGUUUAAAAUUCCUUUAGAAAUAAUUGGUGAAGUAAGGUUUUCAGUUAGUAUGCAACCAGUUUUAGGAAUUUUGUUGAAAAUGUGUAAGUUAAUAAUUUGGUAUGAAGCACAUAUGGUAAAUCGAUGUAUUGUUGAAGCUGUAGAUAAAAUGCUAAGAGAUAUUAAUGAUUGCGACUUGCCUUUCGGUGGUAAAGUUAUAGUUCUUGGAGGGGAUUUUCGACAAAUUCUACCAGUAGUACCAAGAGGAAAAAAAGAAGAUAUAAUGAAAAUUCCUGGUCAAAUUUUUAUGUACUAUAGCUUUGAUGAAACAAUCGAUAAAUCAGAACAGAGUUUUGAAGAAGAUUUCUUGAAUAGUUUGACUUCAAAUGGUAUUCCGCCAUAUGAAUUGAACCUUAAAAUAAACUGUCAUGUCAUGUUAUUGCGAAAUAUCAAUCCUUCCGAAGGUUUAUGCAAUGGAACACGACUUACUUGUAGAAAUUUUGAGAAAAACGUAAUUCUUGCUGAAAUUAAAUCUGGUGAAUAUUGUGGAAAACAAUUCCAUCUUAACAUUAUAUCAACGACUCCUGUCCUCUUGAAGAUGAAAAAGGUAAAUCUUCAAAAAAUGGUGCAUAAAAUAUCAAAGAUGGCUGGACCGUAUAAAUUUAUUCGACAGAUUGCAAUUUUAGAGGUUAAUUGGUCUGCAAAAAUGGUCAUUAUAGGGAAGCAAUCACCUAAGACUACUCAUAAUUCGACUACUAGAUAUCAGAAUAUUGUCUUCAUGGAUUUAGAGUUGAAACUGGGAAAGACACCCGUCAUAUGGGUUACUAAUCUGAAUGUGUCUUCAUUCAAUGGCAUUAUCCUUUCAACCAAAGUCAAUAGCACCUUCUUUAUCAAUUCUGAUCUAUUAGCUAUUGCAAACUAUAGAAAUUGGACGGAGGCUAACAAAGAAAAGCUUGACAACUUUAUAGAAAAUAAGUCAUUUGUUGUUGUAAGUCGGCCGAAGUUAUCACCUCCAACUGACGACAAAUUCACACUAAUUGCAGAUUUACUUGGACUUUAUCUCACGAUUUCAGAGAAGUUUAUAAAUGUUGAUUCUACAAAUGCGAACAUGCAAAAGCUAUUCUAA